This is a messenger RNA of Oryzias latipes (Japanese medaka), 1116 nucleotides long. It is a transcript of the gene snx10b, whose product is annotated as sorting nexin 10b. Gene Ontology annotation, cellular component: endosome. Gene Ontology annotation, biological process: vesicle organization; cilium assembly; intracellular protein transport. The record is from RefSeq and is a predicted model, not a curated record. Lineage: Eukaryota; Metazoa; Chordata; Actinopteri; Beloniformes; Adrianichthyidae. Gene Ontology annotation, molecular function: phosphatidylinositol phosphate binding.
UCCCCAGUUAGUAAAUGUGAUAUUGAAAAGGCGUUUGCACAGUGCUGAGUGCAGCAUUUGUUUGACAUACAGUCUGUAAAAGUUGUGGAUUAUGAGAAGAGGAUCUGGCAGCACUGUGAAUCAGCAGGCCAUCAGUGUCUGGGUGCGAGACCCGCGGAUACAAAAGAAUGAUUUCUGGCAUGCCUACAUAGACUAUGAAAUUUGUUUACAUACUGACAGUGUGUUCCUCACCAAGAAAACCUCAAGAGUGAGAAGGAGGUACAGUGAGUUUGUGUGGCUGAGACAAAAACUUCAGGAAAAUGCUCUCCUGAUGGUCAAGUUACCAGAGCUACCUCCCAAAAAUCCUUUUUUCAGUCUAAAUAGCGCCCAGCAGAUCACUGAGCGAAUGAAAGGACUCCAAACGUUUUUGGAACAGGUCCUUCAGAGCCGCCUGCUGCUGUCUGACAGCUGCCUGCACCUUUUCCUGCAGUCAGACCUCAGCGUGUCCAUGAUAGAAGCCUGUGCAGCAGGAAGGACCAACUUCUCUGUGGCACAGGCCGUCCAGCGCAGUGGCCUGAGGAGAUUCCACUCAGAAGACGACCUGCCCAAAGAGAUCAGCAGGUCCUGUGAGUCAGACUCAGAUAGCUCAGAGAGCAGAGAUUCAGAGGAAAAGAUAAGGGAUCUGGCAGUAAACAAAGUAAGAAGCACGGGUUCACUUGAUCUCCUGGACUCCAGCUAUAGGACAAGGACAAGGCACUCCGAUGCUUACCUUUAAAAAAGUGUUGUUGUUUUCAUGAAACUACUUAAAUGCAAGAGGAGCCUUUCCACUUUUUAUUCUGUCCAGUUUCUGGGUUUGUGUUUUAAAAACAGCUAUUCUACAUUUUUUGGCUUAAAUUGUGAUUACUUGUAAAUUCAGGAUGUGGUAUAAUUUAAAUGUUUGUGUGACUGCUGUGCAGACGGUUUGUCUGGAUAUAUUUGCCUGAAGGUGGCAGUAUUGCCACAAUUUCACACAAACAUGCCCUUUCUGAAACUCCACCUCUCUGUAAUUUCUUCAUUACCAAAAACCUUAAAGAAAUAUUGAAACGUUUCUGUUCAUGUUGUGAUACUUCUAAAUACAAAUAUAAGAUCUCAAGCGAU